Molecule: messenger RNA, 1539 nt
Organism: Morchella importuna
Lineage: Eukaryota; Fungi; Ascomycota; Pezizomycetes; Pezizales; Morchellaceae
Exons: 3
Coding region: 1-1539 (512 amino acids)
Biological process (GO): carbohydrate transport; transmembrane transport
Cellular component (GO): membrane
Molecular function (GO): carbohydrate:proton symporter activity
Source: RefSeq, a predicted model, not a curated record
AUGUUCAUUUGGGGCAACGCCCGCGGGACGGCUCUCCGAGUCCUGAUCUCCAUCGCGAGUUCUUCAGCAUUCUUGCUCUUUGGUUAUGAUCAAGGAGUGUUCGCCGGUCUUAUUGGAGGCGACGGCUUCAAAAACACAUUCAACAACCCCGACACCACCACCAUUGGAACCGUCACGGCCAUCUAUGAGAUUGGAUGUUUCUUUGGUGCCAUCUUCUCCUUCUGGGCUGGUAACAGGCUCGGAAGAAAGAACUCCAUCUGGCUCGGGCUGUUUAUCAUGAUGGUGGGAACGGUGCUGCAGACAUCGGCGUAUACUCUUGGACAUAUGAUUGUGGGACGUAUUGUGACGGGAGUCGGUAAUGGAAUUAACACUUCGACUGUUCCUAUGUACCAAGCAGAGACCACAAAGGCCCGUUCUCGUGGACGUAUGAUUUCCAUCGAAGGAUGGUUCAUCACAAUCGGUAUCGUCAUCUCCUACUGGAUUACCUACGCCACCUCCAAGCACACCAACCCCGACAUCCAAUUCCGCACGCCCAUCGUCCUGCAGGCCGUCUUCGGUCUCGUCACCAUGGUCAUGCUCAUCGGUCUCCCCGAGUCCCCCCGUUUCCUCAUGGCCAAGGACCGCCGCGAGGAGGCCCUCGAGGUCCUCGCCUGCCUCGACGACGAGCCCAUCGACUCCCCCAACGUCCAGCGCCAGUUCAAGUCCAUCUCCGACGCCCUCGCCACCGAGGCCAACUCUACCUCCGGCGGCAAGAUCCAGUUUAAGGACUACUUUGCCGGCGGCAAGAAACAGACCUUCCGCCGCCUCUGUCUCGCCUACGGUAUCCAGAUGAUGCAGCAGCUUACCGGUAUCAACGCCGUCAUCUUCUACUCCGCCUACCUCCUCCAGAAUGUGCUCAACAUUGAGCGUGAGCUCUCCCUGAUCAUUGGUGGUUGCACCGGGUUAACGUUCUUUGUGUUUACCUUCAUCCCGAUCUUGUUUAUUGACAGCUGGGGUCGUCGUAAGCCGCUCAUCUACGGUGCCGCCGGACAGUCGGUUUGCAUGAUGUUCAUCGCCGUCCUCGUCAAGCUCUCCGCCGUCGACGGUAACGACGCUGCCGGUGUUGCCGCUGUCAUCUUCGUCAUUGUCUACAUUGCCACCUACUCUGGUUUCGCCUGGGUCGCUACUCCCUGGUUGUACCCCACCGAGAUCUCGGAGCUCAAGUUCAGGUCCCAGGCCACUGCGCUCGCUACUUCCGCCAACUGGCUGUGGAACUUUGUUGUUGUCAAGAUCACGCCGCUGGGUGUUGAGAACCUUGGGUGGAAGUUCUUCUUGAUCUGGAUGUGCUUCAACGGUGCCUUUGUGCCGAUCAUCUAUUUCUUGUACCCCGAGACUGCCGGAAAGACGCUUGAGGAGCUCGACUCGUUGUUCUACAACACUACCAAGGCGUGGCAAAUUACCGAGAAGGGGUCGCGUCUGGGAAUGGAGGGAGAGGCUCCAGGCCCGGGGUCCGUCACGGAUGAGGAGGAUGUUAAGGAGAGCAUCCAGAUGCGCGAGUAG